Molecule: messenger RNA, 993 nt
Organism: Cryptococcus amylolentus CBS 6039
Lineage: Eukaryota; Fungi; Basidiomycota; Tremellomycetes; Tremellales; Cryptococcaceae
Exons: 5
Coding region: 100-687 (195 amino acids)
Biological process (GO): proteasome-mediated ubiquitin-dependent protein catabolic process
Cellular component (GO): proteasome core complex, beta-subunit complex; proteasome core complex
Source: RefSeq, a predicted model, not a curated record
GACGAGGCCGCGCGAGCGUGUCCUCUUGCUUCAGGUGGCUUCAGUGUCGUCAGUGCCACAUUUCUUCCCCUCCCCAUCACAAACACCCAUCUGCCCACCAUGUCUGUAAUGGAAUUGAACGGUGGCUCUGUCGUGGCCAUGAUUGGCAAAGACUGUGUCGCUAUCGCCUCCGACUUGCGGCUCGGAAAUCAACAGGUCGGUAUCGCCUCCAACUUUGACAAAGUGUCUCCCGUAAACGACAAGCUCUACUACGGCAUCCCCGGUCUUGCGUCCGAUGUCUACACGUUACGCGAACACAUGCGCUUCCGAGUCAACAUGUACCGAAUGAAGGAGGAGAGAGAAAUAACACCCAAAACCUUCACCCACCUCCUUUCCAGCACCUUGUACGAGAAACGCUUUGGACCAUUCUUUAUCGAGCCGGUUGUCGCCGGUCUGCCCUCACCUACUCCUCUGGAGCCUAACCCCAAGCCUUACAUUUCUACCAUGGACACCAUCGGUUGUAUCACUACACCAAAGGACUUUGCUGUUGCGGGGACCGCUGCCGACAAGCUGUAUGGUAUUGCUGAAGGUCUUUGGGAGCCUGAUCUCGAGCCGGAGGACUUGUUUGAGACCAUCUCUCAGACGUUGUUGAGCUCUGUAGACCGAGACGCGCUCAGUGGUUGGGGAGCGGUGGUCAACAUCAUGUGAGUGCAGACGUUAUCCGGCGUGGGCUACACUGAGAUUAUGUCUGUAGAACACAUGAUCAGGUUAUUACUCGUACUCUCAGGGCUAGGAUGGACUGAUGUGGGAAAGAAGACGGUUGGAUGGCAAAGGUUCAGCCUACAUGUAUAACGUCCAAACUACCUUGUAUAUUGCGUCGAAAUUUAACGCAGCAUGGACAUCAUCCUAUGGUUGAACAAUGACCCGCUAUCUAGAAGACAGGAUACAAGACGGUCAUGUCAAUGUGGCGGCUGGCGGCGGAUAGACAGAGCGGCGGUCGCCGCGAGUUCCUGA